Puccinia triticina is the source of this 1107-nucleotide messenger RNA. RefSeq lists its product as uncharacterized. NCBI's taxonomy places the organism in Eukaryota, Fungi, Basidiomycota, Pucciniomycetes, Pucciniales, Pucciniaceae. The transcript is spliced from 5 exons. The record is from RefSeq and is a predicted model, not a curated record. The coding region runs from base 1 to 1107 and encodes 368 amino acids.
AUGGACGAGGAAGAAAUCAGUCUGAAUUCGCCUGUCUCUUCAUCCAAUGCUCCUGAUCCUCCUGUUUCGUCAAGCACCAACAACUACCUUCCUAAUCCCCCAAAAAAGAAGCCACCUUAUGAUGAACGAGUUCUGUUUGCGAGAGAAUUUGAAGAGCUCAACAAUGUCAUUGCCUUCAUGAAGAAAGAAUACCGAAAACGCGAAAAGACGGAAAAAGGUUUUAAGUACCCCGGACUAGAACUUGACGAGCUGCAAGAAUUCAACAACUUGAGGAACAAACAUCGCUUAGACGGCAUCAAUAAAACGGCAAUCUUAGCAUCACUAACGGCUGCUUCUGCAUCUAACCGUCGCCUCCAAGUUGGAAAGAAGGGAUUUACAACUAGCGUCGGUCGAGCGAAGCGCCUUCGUCAUCAGGCAAGCUAUGUCCUGAAAUUCAAGCAGCUGUACACCAACAGCCAAGGCAAAGGGGCUGAAAAGAAAACCCUUCUCGAUGACCCCGACAUUUUCAAAUCUCUUAGAAACUGGGCGGUGGAACAAAAGCCUGGAAGUCAAUCGCAAUCCCGGGUUGUCCGCCCAAGCACCUGCUCCCCGCGCUACGUAAUCAGACCCUACAACUGCCACCAAGAAUUACGUCAACAGAUUGACCCGAUCCCCCUCAACGACCAAGGCUCACCAUGCCCGAUCGACUCCGCAAGAAUCACCCAAUCGUCCACUUUGACCACCACAAGACGAGCCCCUUUCCUCACCCGAACCAACGCUUCACCAGCCGUACAUUUUGACUCCACUUCGACGCCCGCAACCGCGCCUAAUAGCCUCGCCUCACACCGAAUAACCAGCCCCGCGUGCGUCUGGGAUAGGACCGCGUUCACCCUACGACGGUCGAGGUCGUCCCUAACAACAAUUGAUCGCCGGCUGAAAUACUCCGCGGCUCCAAAACCCACCCGGCAGGAAGACGAUCCAAGGUCGCCGUACACCUGCUCGAUUCCGUCCAAAAACUUGCCAGUUGUCCAAUUAUCCCAUGGGUCAUCCGGCCGGUCGUUAACGCCAAUCAUCUCAAAAAUUUUCAUGUCGUGGAAAACCAUCACCAGACGUAAAACGCAACAAUAA